CCCGUUCGGCUUCUUUUUUUUUUUUUUUUCUUUUUUUUUUUGGGAUCCCGUUUCCGAAGCGAAAUGCUGCACCUAUUCACGGACUAACAGCCCCGGCAGUCAAUUAAUCGUUCCCGUCUCCUCUCGCAACAUUGUUGCACCGCCGUAUUGACACGCGUUGUGGUGGCGGUGGCGGCGGCGGCGGCGGUGGUUAGACUGCUGGAGGGACCGAAGGCCCCGUGGUCGUUUUGAUCCUGGACUGAUGUUUUGGACGACCUGAGUUUUAAUGUUCGCGACGGAAAGCGGGGGAAAUCUCUGUCCUGUAUUUAAAACGGAAUAUGUCUUUUUCAUGGCUGACUUGUUCACUUCUUCUGGGAACUUUAUGCGCAGGGUACAGUCUGGGUGAAGCUGAGACCCGGGAGUGUGUGUACUACAAUGAUAACUGGCGUACGGAGAGGACCAACCAGAGCGGCUUCGAGCGCUGUGAGGGGGAGAAGGACAAGCGACUGCACUGUUACGCCUCCUGGCUCAACUCCUCAGGGACCAUCAAGCUGGUGAAGAAGGGCUGCUGGCUGGAUGACUUCAACUGCUAUGACAGGCAAGAGUGUGUUUCCAUGGAGGAAAACCCUCAGGUCUUCUUCUGCUGCUGCGAGGGCAACUACUGCAAUGAACGAUUCACCCACCUUCCCGACCUGAUUGGCAGUGGAAACCGAGUGAAAAUCCGGCCUCCACCCCGGGUGCCGUCCCUGCUCAAUGUGCUGGUGUACUCCCUGUUGCCUCUCUGUGUGCUGUCCCUGGCCCUUGUUCUGGCCUUGUGGAUGUACCGCCACCGCAAGCCUCCCUAUGGCCACGUAGACCUUAGCGAGGAUCCAGGACCCACUCCUCCAUCCCCCUUGGUGGGUCUGAAACCUCUGCAGUUGCUGGAAAUCAAAGCUAGGGGGCGCUUUGGUUGUGUUUGGAAGGCCCAGUUGAUGAGCGAAUAUGUUGCUGUAAAGAUCUUCCCUGUUCAGGAUAAGCAGUCUUGGCAAAAUGAGCGGGACAUUUUUGUGACUCCGGGGAUGCGACAUGAAAACAUCUUGCGUUACAUAGCUGCAGAAAAACACGGAACCAACCUGGAGACGGAGCUGUGGCUCAUCACAGAGUUUCAUGAGAGGGGCUCACUGACAGACCACCUGAAGGGUAACACUGUGACCUGGAGUGAACUGUGUCACAUAGCAGAGACCAUGUCCCGCGGCUUGGCCUACCUCCAUGAGGACAUUCCCAGCUACAAGGGAGAGGGGCCAAAACCCACUAUUGCACACAGGGACUUCAAGAGUAAGAAUGUGAUGCUUCGAGAUGAUUUAACUGCAGUCAUUGGAGACUUUGGGCUCGCUGUACGAUUUGAACCAGGAAAACCUCCAGGAGAUACUCAUGGCCAGGUGGGUACGAGGCGUUACAUGGCUCCGGAGGUGCUGGAGGGAGCCAUCAACUUCCAGCGAGACUCCUUCUUGAGGAUAGACAUGUACGCUAUGGGCUUGGUGCUGUGGGAGCUGGUGUCCCGCUGCGCAGAGACUGACGGAACAGUUGGCGAGUACAUGCUGCCGUUCGAGGAUGAAAUAGGCCAACAUCCCUCCCUAGAGGAUCUGCAGGAUGUGGUCGUGCACAAGAAGAUGCGUCCAGUCAUCAAGGAGUGCUGGCUCAAACAUCCUGGUUUGAACCAGAUGUGCGAGACCAUCGAGGAAUGCUGGGACCACGACGCAGAGGCACGAUUGUCGGCUGGCUGCGUGGAAGAGCGCAUCGGCCAAAUCGCCAGGAUGAUCAGCAGCACUACCUCAGACAUCCCUGUCUCCAUUGUGACGUCUCUCACCAACGAGGACCUACCUCCCAAAGAGUCCAGCACCUGAACGGGUGACACCAUCCUUCACCUGAGCUCCUGACUUUUUAUUUUUCAAACCCAAAUUCAGCGGAUCUCCGUGAAUAUUUAAAAACAUCAAAAACAACUAGCAACUUGAAUGCAGCUGCUAUUUUUUCCCAAUACUGGUAUUUUUUUUUUCUGUUUUUAAUGUUUCAAUUCAGUGUUUAAAGUCAGAUCUUACUAACACAUCCAUCUGCUGUAGUUUUGAAGUAGUAAUAAGCUAUGUGAUGGGCACAUCUGAUAACACCCAUGUGUCAAAUCUUAAACGUUUUCAUUACCUCAUGUAUUUCUUUUGUGUUAGACUAUUUUUUAUUACCUCAUGAGUUGUUAUUUUGUUUUUGUUGGUCAUGAUUGUCUGUGGCCAAAUUAAAUGAAUCUUUGCUCCAAACCUCGGACGACGUGCUGCACACCUUGGAGGAAUCAUUUUGAGACUGUUAGACAAAAUAUAUUCAUCUUCCUCAGGGGUCACAAGCUUC
Xiphias gladius (swordfish) is the source of this 2349-nucleotide messenger RNA. RefSeq names its product activin receptor type-2B-like. NCBI's taxonomy places the organism in Eukaryota, Metazoa, Chordata, Actinopteri, Istiophoriformes, Xiphiidae. The record is from RefSeq and is a predicted model, not a curated record. Gene Ontology annotation, biological process: activin receptor signaling pathway; cellular response to growth factor stimulus; protein phosphorylation. Gene Ontology annotation, cellular component: plasma membrane; activin receptor complex. The coding region runs from base 318 to 1862 and encodes 514 amino acids. Gene Ontology annotation, molecular function: ATP binding; activin receptor activity; activin binding. The transcript has 11 exons.